This is a messenger RNA of Fundulus heteroclitus (mummichog), 2617 nucleotides long. RefSeq names its product oocyte zinc finger protein XlCOF6-like. The transcript has 3 exons. Gene Ontology annotation, biological process: regulation of cytokine production; regulation of immune system process; negative regulation of transcription by RNA polymerase II. Lineage: Eukaryota; Metazoa; Chordata; Actinopteri; Cyprinodontiformes; Fundulidae. The record is from RefSeq and is a predicted model, not a curated record. The coding region runs from base 163 to 2607 and encodes 814 amino acids.
GCUGGUUUGAUGGCGGGUUGUGGUGCUUUAGGGCAACGUGUGAAUGUCUGUGGUGAAAAGGUGUUGGGUUGAGCCCCAGAGAGAGAUUAGCAACGAGCAGAAAGUGCUGCUGAAGAAAGAUUGACGGAGUUGAAAGAAGUCUUGGUGGAGCCGGAGGAAGAGAUGGAGGAUGAGCGCAGACUGCUGGAUUUCAGCCGGAUCCCCCUGAUAAUCUUACAGCGAAUAGAUCCCCAAAAUUCUUGCUUCUCUACAGAUGAGGGCAUUCACACCGAGCUUUGCACCCCGGAGAGAAAUUCCACUGUAGAUGAGCAGGAAUCAGAACCUCGACAGCUAAAAGAGGAGAAGGUGGAACAAGAACAGUAUAAAGAGGAAGACAGGCCACUCUACAUCAAUCAGUCUGAAAAGCAACUUGCUCUGAAACAGGAGACUAAAGACAUUUUGAUGAUUUCUUCUAACGUGCAAAGACUCCCCAAUGAAACAGAACAAAGCAGGAACAAACUCAUCUCUCAAGCCUUCCCAGAAGUUGAGAACCAGGAUCAGGAAAGAAACAAUGAGGAAACAGAAAAAAAGAGAGAAGAGCAGAAGCACAAACAGCUGGAAAGAACUGCUGACAUUUCAAAACCAAAAAGUAACAAGAAACCUCACCCUGACCAAAAUAUAUAUUCUUCUAAAACUGGUUAUAAAGACUAUUCUCAAUCAAGGCCCUUGAGUACACACACAAGAACAGACAAGGCACAGAAUCCUUUCUCAUGUAAGAGCUGUGGGAAAAAGUUUACCUAUAGAAGCCGUUUAGAAAUUCACAUGAGAACUCACACGGGUGAGAAGUCGUGGUCUUGUGUGACUUGUGGAAAAAGCUUUAGUCUGCCAAGCGUUUUAAAAUAUCACAUGAGAUCUCACACAGGUGAGAAGCCUUUCACAUGUGCAACCUGUGAAAAGAGUUACAAAGAUAGAAGUAGUUUAAUGUAUCACAUGAUGACUCACACAGGUGAGAAGCCUUUCAAAUGUGAGACCUGUAAUAAAGGUUAUAAAACAAAAUCUCUUUUGGUUCAUCACAUGAGAAGUCACACAGGUGAGAAGCCUUUCACCUGUGUGACUUGUGGAAAAGGUUUUAAACAAAAAUCUCAAUUGCUAUGUCAUAUGACAUUUCACACAGGUGAGAAACCGUAUUCAUGUGUGACAUGUGGAAAAAGUUAUAGUAAUAGAAGUAGUGUAACAUAUCACAUUACAACUCACACAGGUGAAAAGCCUUUCACAUGUUUGACCUGUGUUAAAGUUUUUAGACAAAAAAACGCAUUAAAAAUUCACAUGAAAUCUCACACAAGGGAAAAGUCUUUCCUGUGUGUGACCUGUGGAAAAAGUUACAGAUGUAGAAGUAGUUUUACUUAUCACAUGAGAAAUCACACAGGUGAGAAGCCUUUCAAAUGUGAGACAUGUGAAAAAAGUUUUACAAGUAAAAGUAUUUUGGUAAGUCACAUGAGAACUCACACAGGUGAGAAACCUUUCAAAUGUGAGAUAUGUGCAAAAAGUUUUACAGGCAAAUCUAAUAUGGUACGUCACAUGAGAACUCACACAGGUGAGAAACCUUUCAAAUGUGAGACAUGUGAAAAACGUUUUACAAGUAAAACUAGUUUGGUAAGUCACAUGAGAACUCACACAGGUGAGAAGCCUUAUUCAUGUGUGACCUGUGGGAAAGGUUACAGAAAUAAAAGUAGUUUCACUUGUCACAUAAGAACUCACACAGGUGAGAAGCUUUUCAAAUGUGAGACCUGUAAAAAAGGUUAUAAAACGAAAUCUCUUUUGGUUCAUCACAUGAGAAGUCACACAGGUGAGAAGCCUUUCACCUGUGUGACUUGUGGAAAAGGUUUUAAACAAAAAUCUCAAUUGCUAUGUCACAUGACAUUUCACACAGGUGAGAAACCUUAUUCAUGUGUGACCUGUGGAAAGAGUUACAGUAGUAGAAAUGGUCUAACUUAUCACAUUACAACUCACACAGGUGAAAAGCCUUUCACAGGUGUGACCUGUGUUAAAGUUUUUAGACAAAAAAACGCAUUAAACAUUCACAUGAAAUCUCACACAAGGGAAAAGUCUUUCUCGUGUGUGACCUGUGGAAAAAGUUACAGAUAUAGAAGUAGUCUUACUUAUCACAUGAGAAAUCAUACAGGUAAGAAGCCUUUCAAAUGUGAGACAUGUGAAAAAAGUUUUACAAGUAAAACUAGUUUGGUAAGUCACAUGAGAACUCACACAGGUGAGAAACCUUUCAUAUGUGAGAUAUGUGCAAAAAGUUUUACAGGCAAAUCUAAUAUGGUACGUCACAUGAGAACUCACACAGGUGAGAAGCCUUUCAAAUGUGAGAUAUGUGAAAAACAAUUUACAGGCAAAUCUAAUAUGGUAAGUCACAUGAGAAGUCACACAGGUGAGAAGCCUUUCAAAUGUGAGACAUGUGAAAAAAGUUUUAUAAGUAAAACUAGUUUGGUAAGUCACAUGAGAACUCACACAGGUGAGAAGCCUUACUCAUGUGUGACCUGUGGGAAAGGUUACAGUAAUAGAAGUAGUUUCACUUGUCACAUAAGAACUCACACAGGCAAGAAGCCUUGGAAACAAACCUAGCGAAACAAAG